UUUUUUUUUUAAUUUUCGUGUACGUAGAAGCAACCUCAUUAAAAAUCAACAUUUAUUCAACACUCUGGUGACUUUCUUUCUUAAGAAGCCAAUUUUUCUCCAAUUUUUCCAAACCCUCAUCAAAUUCUCUCUCUCUCUCUAGAAACAAGUGAGGGGUUUUCUCAUCCGCCAUUACCGAUCACUCGUUGGAGAAUCCGCUUCCAGUUCGCCCGCAUUCAUCAAUGGAUUUCCACAGCAAGAAACUCAUUAACGACCCAAACGAUGUGGUGACAGAGUUUAUUGAAGGUCUGGUGGAAACAUAUCCUGGAUUGCAGUAUUUGGAUGGUUUUCCUGAAGUUAAAGUUGUGUUACGUGCUGAUGUUUCUGGCUUGACGUAUGACAAAGUAUCCGUUAUAUCAGGAGGUGGAAGUGGUCAUGAGCCCGCUCAUGCUGGAUUUGUUGGAGAAGGAAUGCUCACAGCAGCAAUCUGUGGGGAUGUUUUUGCCUCACCUCCCGUGGACUCAAUUCUUGCGGGUAUCAGAGCUGUGACUGGUCCUUCAGGGUGCCUCCUUAUUGUCAAGAAUUACACUGGCGAUCGCUUGAAUUUUGGCCUGGCAGCUGAGCAAGCUAAGUCUGAAGGUUAUCAAGUCGAGAUGGUAAUUGUUGGUGAUGACUGUGCUCUACCACCUCCAAGAGGCAUUGCCGGUAGAAGAGGUUUAGCAGGAACUAUUCUCGUUCAUAAGGUUGCAGGGGCAGCUGCAGCUAGUGGUCUCUCUUUAGCUGAAGUUGCUGCUGAAGCUAAACGAGCAUCAGAAAUGGUUGGAACAAUGGGUGUCGCGUUAUCAGUUUGCACAUUGCCUGGUCAGGUGACCCCAGAUCGUUUAGGCCCUGGCAAGAUGGAGCUUGGUCUUGGAAUUCAUGGAGAACCAGGUGCUGCUGUGGCUGACCUCCAACCCGUUGACAUUGUGGUUUCUCAUGUUCUGAAUCAAAUAUUGUCAACGGAAACAAAUUAUGUUCCCAUAACACGUGGCAGUAGAGUUGUACUCAUGAUUAAUGGAUUAGGGGCUACCCCCCUUAUGGAAUUGAUGAUUGCAGCCGGAAAGGCUGUUCCCAGACUACAACUGGAACAUGGAUUGGCGGUCGAGAGGGUGUAUACUGGUUCAUUUAUGACCUCCCUAGACAUGGCAGGUAUAUUAUGCACGAUCUCGAUCACCGUAAUGAAGGCAGAUCAGACAAUUUUAAGCCGUUUGGAUGCCCCAACUAAGGCUCCAAAUUGGCCUGUUGCAGCUGAUGGUAACCACCCACCUGCCAAGAUUCCUGUUCCUAUUCCGCCAUCUCGGUCAAAAAAGAAUAAAGAGACAUUGAGUCGACCCGAGCAGCUGAGUUGUCAGGGGCAUAUUCUUGAAGUUGCUAUUGAAGCAGCAGCAACUGCAGUUAUCGAUCUUAAGGACAGUUUAAAUGAAUGGGACAGCAAAGUUGGUGAUGGUGACUGUGGAUCAACCAUGUUCAGAGGUGCAUCAGCCAUUCUUGAAGACAUGAAAAAGUGUUAUCCACUGAAUGAUCCUGCCGAGACUGUCAGUGAAAUCGGAUCUUCGAUAAGCAAGGUUAUGGGAGGAACAAGUGGAAUCAUAUACGACAUAUUCUUUAAGGCAGCAUACACACAGCUUAAGACAGAUAGCCCUUCGAACAUUACCGGGCCCCAAUGGGCUGCUGCUUUUGAAGCUGCUAUUGCUGCAGUGAGUAAAUACGGAGGUGCGAAAGCGGGUUAUCGAACAUUAUUGGAUGCUCUUAUUCCAGCAUUUUCUGUCCUUAAAGAGAAAUUAGUGGCUGGUGAAGAUUCUGUUGAGGCCUUUGUUUUAUCAGCCGAAGCAGCCGUCGUUGGUGCUGAGUCAACUAAAAACAUGCGAGCUCAGGCGGGACGGUCAUCAUAUGUGUCUGCAGAGAUUUUAGCAUCAGUUCCCGAUCCAGGGGCCAUGGCUGCAGCUUCUUGGUACAGAGCAGCGGCAUUGGCUGUAAAGAACAAUUACAACAAGGCUUCAUGAUUUUAAACAUUAUAUAUUUCGGCAACCUUUUUUUUUUGUUAUCGAGGAGGGAAUUUUACGAGCGAAUUUUUGUUACUCGAAUUUUCCGUAAUGAAGAAGCUUUCCGCAUAUGCAGUUGAUAAAUGCAUUGAGCCGAGAGAGCGUAAAAAUUCACCCCCAAUACCGAAAUCUAAUAGAUAGAUAGCAGAGAACUGUACGAGUUUACAUUGUGUAUGAUUUUCUUUGAUGAAACACUUAUUCUGCUGAUUAAUGUGUAUCGUGUGUAUCGAUGAUCUCGAAAUGAAAAAUGGAUUAUUGUUUUUGAAUUCGGGAUCUUUUAUAUAAUCUUGAGAUGAAAUACGAGACUUGGAGC
Erythranthe guttata (spotted monkey flower) is the source of this 2373-nucleotide messenger RNA. The record is from RefSeq and is a predicted model, not a curated record. NCBI's taxonomy places the organism in Eukaryota, Viridiplantae, Streptophyta, Magnoliopsida, Lamiales, Phrymaceae.